CACUGCAAUGGCUUUUUGACAUCAUCCCGACUUCCAGACACUCCAGACAUUCCAGACAUUUUCAUCUCAUCAACACUUCCACUUUUACUUGUUGAGGGCUUGCUCGGACCUUUGGUUUUAGUGACACUUUUGGACUUUUUCUUUUCUUUAUCCUUCUUCUUUUUUCGUCCAUGUUUUGGACGGUGUUUUCCCUUUUUAGGCUUGGUCUGAUAGAUUUUCAAAACGACUAGUACUAGAGCUACCAAUAUCACUAGAUAAAGCAUAACAAAACUUGGCGAUAGCAUAGAAUAG
Messenger RNA from Haemonchus placei, 291 nucleotides. NCBI's taxonomy places the organism in Eukaryota, Metazoa, Nematoda, Chromadorea, Rhabditida, Trichostrongylidae. The record is from the annotation of a GenBank genome assembly.